Molecule: messenger RNA, 3055 nt
Organism: Abrus precatorius (Indian licorice)
Lineage: Eukaryota; Viridiplantae; Streptophyta; Magnoliopsida; Fabales; Fabaceae
Product: heat stress transcription factor A-1d
Exons: 2
Coding region: 222-1709 (495 amino acids)
Biological process (GO): regulation of transcription by RNA polymerase II
Cellular component (GO): nucleus
Molecular function (GO): RNA polymerase II cis-regulatory region sequence-specific DNA binding; DNA-binding transcription factor activity
Source: RefSeq, a predicted model, not a curated record
GGCAGCAGCCCCAAAGAGGAAAGGGUGUCCAUAAAAUAAAAUCCAUUUGCUUCUGUUCCUCUCUCUUUUCUUUCUUUCUUUCCCUCUCAAAUCUAAAGUCUCCUUUCAACUCCAACAACUUAGGGUUUCCACUAUCUUAGCAAUGCCCCUCAUUCCCACCCUUUCCUAAUUACUAUUCUUUUUUGUUUUUUCCGUUUGCUCAAAAAUUUCAAUUCGGCCACAUGGACAGUGGUGGUGGCGGCGGCUCUACCCCGGCGGCGGCGAUUCCGAACGCGAACGCGCCGCCGCCGUUUCUGAGCAAGACGUACGACAUGGUUGACGACCCUUCGACGGACGCGAUCGUGUCUUGGAGCGCAACCAACAACAGCUUCGUGGUUUGGGACCCACCCGAAUUCGCCAGAGACCUUUUACCCAAAUACUUCAAACACAACAACUUCUCCAGCUUCGUUAGACAGUUGAACACUUAUGGUUUCAGGAAGGUCGAUCCAGAUCGCUGGGAAUUUGCAAAUGAGGGUUUCUUGAGGGGUCAAAAGCACUUGCUUAGGGGUAUUACUCGGCGAAAACCUGCUCAUGGUCAGAAUCAUCAACAAGCUCAGCAACCUCAUGGACAGGGUUCAUCAGUAGGGGCAUGUGUAGAAGUUGGGAAGUUUGGGCUUGAGGAAGAGGUUGAGAGGCUUAAAAGAGAUAAGAAUGUGCUCAUGCAAGAGCUUGUGAGGUUGAGGCAGCAGCAACAGACCACUGAUAACCAGCUGCAAGCAAUGGUUCAGCGCCUUCAGGGAAUGGAGCAACGACAGCAGCAAAUGAUGUCAUUCCUUGCAAAAGCUGUCCAGAGCCCUGGCUUCUUUGCUCAGUUUGUACAACAGCAAAAUGACAGCAGUAGGCGCAUAUCUGAAGUCAACAAAAAGCGUCGGCUCAAGCAGGAAGGUGUUGCUGAAACAGAGCGUGCUACUGCUCCUGAUGGACAAAUUGUUAAAUAUCAACCUCCUGUGAAUGAAGCAGCAAAAGCAAUGCUGAGGCAGUUCAUGAAAUGGGAUGCUUCUCGUGUAGAACCUUUUAAUAAAAAUUCUGAUAACUACUUGAUUGGUGAUGGCUCAUCACCGCCUAGUGCAAUGGACAGUAGCAGCCCUUCAAGCUGGACUUCUGGGGUAACUCUUCAAGAGGUCCCCCCAACCUCAGUGCAGUCUUCACAUAUUCCAGCUGCAACUGGGACACAAGGGCAUUUCCCCUCCAUAUGCAAACCUGAAACUCUUUCUGUACCUCAAGCUAUGGCUUCUGAUCAAGUUAAAAAGGAUGGAGCGCAUGAUGCACCUUGUAUCCCUGUUUCUCAAGCAGAUGUAGUCAUGCCUGAUCUUCCUCCAAUAACAGAGAUGAUGACGGGAAACAUUCUUGAUAUUCCUGAAGAAAAUUAUAUGGCUCCUGAGACAGACGAGGGAUAUAUGGAUCCUAAUUCAUUGGGAGUUGGGGGGUCAUUUCCCAUUGAUUUUGAAGGUAUUUCACCUGAUGCAGACAUUGAUGAUUUUUUAAACAAUCCUUCUAUUUGGGAUGAUCUUUUGCAAACUCCAGUUCCAGAGGAACUUGAGACCAGUGUUGCUGAAGUAUCCAAAGGGAAUGAGGUGCAGCCAACGAAAAAUGGAUGGGACAAAACUCAACAUAUGGAUCAACUUACAGAGCAGAUGGGUCUUCUUUCUUCUGAUGCAAAAAGGGUUUGAUUAUCUAUGAAAUUUAUAUUAAUCUUUCAUAUUGUCCAAGGUAGUCCCUGACCCAAACAAUACACAACUAAAGUGAUGUCUAUAAUAUGUAAUUACAUUUCCACUUGCUCAUUGAUAAAGUUGAUGCUUUUCGUUUGGUCUCCUAUGGAUCUAGUUUGUGCACGAGGGCUAAAUGUAAUUUUUUUUAUGUGCAUUUGCAUUGAUAUUUCAUUCAACUCAUGUUGAAAACAAGUUAUGAACUUGUGGCCUUGCCAGUGCAACCUCGUGGAGUGUUUGUAACGUACCUGAUCAGUUCUUCCAGUGUAGGCAAUCUGUGAAGUUGAGUUAUAUGUGAAUUAGAUAGCAGUUCUUUCCCAAUUUCCAAGUUUCCUUGAUGAGGGGGGAAAUGGGAAAAAGAGAAGUCGGUGGCAAUGAUUGCUCAAGGCGUCUGAAAAAUGCACUUGGUUCUUGCUUGGAAGAUUUACUUUAUGAACAAGAGGGCAAUGGUACGAUGUUAAGCUUCAGGCUAUUUGUUUCUUCGUUAUUUUUUUUAAAAUGCUUUGUGAGGUUAUGUUUCAAUUGAUGGAAAGAGAUGGAAUAGAGGGAACUGAAAUGGAAUGACAUUAGUCACCAUUGUUGGAAUUUUUUAAGAUAGAUGGAAUGGAACUUGAUGGAAUUUAUUCCAUCUCAUUUUAUCAAAUGUUCUACUCAUAGAACUAACUUGUUUGUUUGUCAAUUUCCUCAUCAUUCUGUUUAUUUCUUAAAUAAUGGAAUGGGAAUUUCUACUGCAUAAUAAAACAUUCAAACAACGGUAAAGUAAUUUCAUCCCAUUCUAUUUCAUGUCAUUCCAUCAAUAUUUAGAUAUUUAAACCAUGCCUGGAGUUUGACCAUGUAGAAGUGAGGGGAGUGUGUUUACCUGCGAUUAAUCAUUGCUGCCCUUCUUUUUUUCAUUCUUACCCAGUGUUUUCCGUGAGGAUGGGAAUUUGCUUCAAAUUCCACGUUGUCUCGAUUGUUUAUGUAAAUAUGCACACUUGUUUUAUGAUGUAACUUUGCAAGCAUUUACGAUGCUGUAGAACGUAUCUAAAUUUUAAAUAAAAUUAGUAUUUUGGUUCUUUAAUUUUGUUUUCAAUUUAGUACUUUAACUUUGCAUUGUCCACAAGCUUAUUUUACUCGGUUGACUAUGUGCAAACUAAAAAACAUAAACUCCUUGAACGGUACAAAGUUAAAGGAUUAGCUUAAAAUUAAGAAAGGUUAAUUAAAACGAAAAUAAUCAAGAAAUGAUUGUAAGAUUAAAUAAAAAAACGUAGGUACUUAAGAUAUUUUAUGAAAACUUUAGCAUUAGAGUCAAAUGCAAUUUUAAAUAUAUA